CCACCCUCUUGGCUCUGCAGCGAACAGACCUGUGGUGUGUUUGCAAGCAGUAGUGAGUGAACACAUCACCUCACCCCGGUCAGUAGGGGACAGCAACUUGGAAGUCAGUGUGGUUUGCUUUGCGUGUGUUUUUGCCUGCGGUGAAUCCACGAGGGCUCACUUUAAAAUCGAAGAAAGGACCUCAUUUUCAUCAGGAGUUGAAGUGGCUGGGUGUCCUCCCACUGAAGAUGAGGGGGAGUGGAGGUUAGGACUCCUGGAGCAGCAACAUCACCUCCUUUUUCCUCUUUUCUGGUGGCGGCCGUCCGUCUCACUACAGAGCUUUCCUGUCUGGGGGAACAAUGACCACUCGGCGUUUGCACAUGUGGACUCCUACUUCAGUGGACCUUCAGUAAGAGAGUCCCGACGCACAUCUGGGACCACGUAGCUGAGGGUCCCGGAGUUCAAGGUAUAAAGAAGGAUCUUGGAGAUGCUAGAAACUUCAAGGCCCAGUUAAACCAAGAUGGAGCCAAUUAAGAAAGACAUGGAGCUGCUCAGUAACAGCAUGGCGACAUACGCUCACAUCAAAGCAGCCAACCCAGAGAGCUUCGCCCUCUACUUCAUGAUGGGCGUCUGUUUUGGUCUGCUCAUGGCGCUGUGCCUCUUGGUGGCCGGCAUCACCUGCAGGUCUCGCCGCCGCGCCGGCAGGCCGGCUCCGUUGCCUGAGAGGAGGCAGCUGAAAGAGUCCAGCGAGGAGGAGGAGGAGGAGGAGGAGGAGGUGGAGGACGAGAGCAUAGCGGAGGAAGAGGAGGAGCAGAGCCGCAAAAUGACUCUUGUGCCGAUGGACGAGCACAGGGCCAAGUCCAACGGCACACUCAAGAGCGUCGAUGUGUUCGCCUCGGUCGAGGAGCUGGAAAAGGCCCGGCGUCUGGAGGAGAGGGAGCGUAUCAUCAGGGAGAUAUGGAGGAAUGGACAGCCCGACAUCCUGGUCACUGGGACUGGAACUAUUGGACGGGUCCAUUACCACUCGUGUAUCACACCAAAACCCGAACAAUAGAUGAAUAGUGAGCACUAUUUUUGUGUUCACUUUGACCAUGAUGACCAAGGGGUGGAGCUUGAGCCCUGCCAGAGCCCAGAAUGUGGGGAGCAAUGAACGUGCUUCUGUUAUUGGAGGCACCACUGCAUAUUUUGUGUACUUGGUGUAUGGAUUUAUCAUCCUCGACAUCACCACCCUCCCCCACAACGUCAUUAAGCAAUAAAGUAUGUGUCUAUUAUCAAAAACUAAUGAUAAUCUAUGGGUCCACCAAAACGUUAUGCGUCCCUAUAAACUGUGUUCAUUUUGGCUUUGACUUUGGGGUGGGCGCAGAUGUUGGCAUUUCUGCAUCAAAGUGCCUCUGCACGAUAGCGAUUCAGCAAGGCCAGUCACUUGAAAGUGAAUCUGAAUUUUCACCCAGCCAAUCUGAUCAUAUCACAGGCAGAGAAACUCGGGCACUGAUUAUGUAAAUCAGGAAGACUGGUGGUAAUUUAAUACAUACCUGUCAACUCGUACGGUUUAGCCGUAGUUCAUACGUAUUUUGUGGUGAAUAUAUAUAAUCUAUAUCACAAAUCAUACGGAUUCAGAAAAUUUCCGUCAAUAUGGAUGGAUGCUGUAAUUUCCAGCUGAAGGGUCAGCAUUUAGAGUUGGUGAAGAAAGUUACACAUGAAUACAAUUCUGAACACAGUUUGAUUUUGGGGCAACUGGAUGGAAACUACGAGGGAUCGUUGCAUUUGUUGUCCUAAAAAGACCGCACCAUUGAAUUCAUUUGGGUUUGUGAUGUUCUGGGAAAGCCUUACUUGGGCAUCAUUAAAGGAAAAUAAAAGCGGCCCAUAAACUUUAUUUAGUUCAGACCGCAAAUGUUUCCAAAUGGGUAAACUUCUUUCAGCAGACUACCAAAGAACCUCCAGCCCCCAGCGUUGUUUUCCCAGCAUUUUCACAGGCCGGUGUCACUGACCCUUACAAGUCCAUGUUUCUCUUUCCACCCAAUUCCCAGCACCCCCCCCCCCCCCCCCAACAGCAUGGCUCUCUAGUCAAGACAUGUCUGUUUGGUUCUAUGAAAGAGCCAUUUUCGUCAUACUGGAUACGUUUCGAGCUUCCCACAGUGAAUCCGAGUUGACGUCCCGGGAGAGGGAGUCGAUUUUCUGUUGGCACAAGUCCUCCUCUGACCCCCUCGCUGUGAAAAGCUUCAUUAUGCCGUAAGAGGAAGGCGUGGUUGUCAUGUUUUGAAUCGCUGGGGCCGAUGAAGAGAUUACUGUCUGCACAGAAAAAUCCUCAGCGUCACGAGGCGCUCGUGGCGCACACUGAUAUUUGGUUCACUAUUGUGUGAUUUAUAUGAUUACCGCUCACAUUAUGGUGAGCUCUGGAUUGAGGGAAUUGAAUUUUUAGCAUGCUUUUAAAGAAUGGCUUCUAUGGUCCUCUGCAGAAUUGCUUUAAGUGUGGAGGUUGGUGAAGAACGGCCCGCAGGCCACAUGCACGACACUUUUUUAAUGCGGCUCACUGAACAUUAUAUUAUCUAAAGUACUGUAACAUUUGUUCCAUAAAUUUACCUUCUAAAAUUGGUUUAGAUUUUUAGAUUCAUUUUUCUAGUGCAUUUCAAGAAUUUAAAAAAAUUGGGUAUGGAAAAUAAAUUUUAACUAUUAAAAAAAAAGUAUGGCACAUUGCAGUCAGUUCAGAUUUUAGAUUCAUUUUUCUAGUGAUUUUCAAAAAUGUAAAAGCUUGGGUCUGGGAAAUAAAUUGUAACUAUAAAAAAAAAAAAAGCAAAGUAUGGUGCAUUGCAGUCACAUGCCAACUCCAAAAAAUACAUUUUUGAACAAAGUCCUCUUCAGUGUUAUU
Molecule: messenger RNA, 2845 nt
Organism: Syngnathoides biaculeatus (alligator pipefish)
Lineage: Eukaryota; Metazoa; Chordata; Actinopteri; Syngnathiformes; Syngnathidae
Gene: eva1bb
Product: eva-1 homolog Bb (C. elegans)
Exons: 3
Coding region: 500-1033 (177 amino acids)
Source: RefSeq, a predicted model, not a curated record